CUGACCGAAGUUUAUUUGACGAUUUGACAGCUUCGCAUAAUUUUUCGAAAGAAAAUUUUCGAUUCGAUCUCAUUACUUUUGUUUGCUGUAAUCAUAAUACUUGACAAAAUCCAUUGAAAAUAUUGUUAUUGUUAACACCGUAGUGUUAUAUGUAACUGUGAUGUGCUGUGAAAUGUUGUUCACUAUAAAUAGAUCGAGGUGCAUAGUUCGCGAUUUUGUCUGAUUUACUUGGGGUAUCAGACAUAUUGUAGGAUAUUUAUUAAACAUGGGUAGGAGAGAGGAAGCUGCCUGGUCGCUGGGAACCGUGGGCCUGACCGCGGCCAGGGAGCGUGGAGGCAUCAAUAGGAAGUUUCAAAAUCGUCUAACUGUGACGAGGAGUAUGAUCGAUAGAUUAGGUUUAGAAAAAGAGUUGCAUGGACAUAUGGGCUGUGUUAAUUGCUUAGAAUGGAAUCGCAACGGAUCCAUUUUAGCAUCAGCAUCUGACGAUCUCCAUGUCAUACUGUGGGACCCCUAUAAACACAGACAACUUUAUAACAUGACUACAGGCCAUACUGGAAACAUAUUCUCGGUUAAGUUCCUGUCAGACGACCUGGUGGCGACGUGCGCGGCGGACGGGUCGGUGCGUGCGAGCGCCGUGACGGGCGGCGCGUCCUUGCUGGAGUGCUCGUGCCACUGCGGCCGCGUCAAGCGGCUCGCCGUCGCGCCCGACAAGCCGCAUCUGGUGUGGUCGGCGGGCGAAGACGGACUCGUUCUGCAGCACGACCUGCGCGCACCGCACCACUGCAACUCGGACUCGUCCAACGUGCUGGUGAACCUGCUCAACCACAUGGGGCGCUACGCGGAGGCUAAGUGUCUGGCCGUCAACCCUCGCCGCCCCUACCAGCUGGCCGUCGGCGCCAACGACUUCUACGUGCGACUGUACGACACCAGGAUGAUCAAACUGGCUAAGCUACAGGAAGAGAUGCAGCUGACGACGCCCACGUCGCGGCUGCUGUGGGAGCGCCAGAACCUGCGCUGCUCGCGCGCCGGCCACGGCGACCGCGACAACAACAUCCCGCGCGCGGCCGUGCAGUACUACGCGCCCGGUCACUUGUCCAUGGAACCAAACGAGCACACCUUCCCAAAGAAAGCAACCACUUACGUAGCGUUCAGCCACGACGGGAACGAGUUACUAGUCAAUUUGGGCUCUGAACAGGUGUAUUUGUUCGACAUAAACAACGCCAGGCGGCCGGUGCUAGUCGAGAGCUUCAUAAUCCAACACAACCACGGCUACCGCGAGGGGGAAACCAAACAUUCCCCCAAGAACGGCACCACAGCGGGCUGUUCCGGCUCAAACGGCACCGUCGACCAACAGCCGCCGCUGCCCGAUAGAGUGAGGCAUAUCAAGGACAUGGCCAACGAGCUGGUGAACAACAGCAACUACUCGUCGGCCGUGGAGCUGUACAACAGCGCCAUCGCGGAGUGCCCGCACGCCGCCAUCUUGUACUCCAACAGGGCCGCGGCGCUCAUGCGGCGAAGUUGGGCGGGCGAUACGUACGCAGCCAUUAAGGACUGUUACAAGGCAAUAAAACUGGACGCAGGCCACGUCAAGUCCCACUUCAGGCUGGCCAAGGGUCUGAUGGACCUGAAGAGGGCGCGCGAGGCGCACGAGUGCCUGCUGUACUUCAAGGACAAGUUCCCCAAACACGCGGAGAGUCACGCCGUGUUCCUACUGCAGAAGGACAUCAACGUGGCCUUGGAGACUAUGGAGACACAACCUGACGAAGUUGACGACGACGGGCAGUCGGGCAGCGCGCUGGAGCGGCAGGCGCGCGUCACGGCGCUGGACUACAGCCACCGCUUCCUGGGCCACUGCAACACCACCACCGACAUCAAGGAGGCCAGCUUCCUCGGGCCCGACGCCAACUACGUGGCCGCCGGUUCUGAUGACGGAAGCCUGUUCAUCUGGUGCCGGAAGUCUGGCAACAUCAUCAGGUGCCUGCGCGGCGACGAGUCCAUCGUCAACUGCGUGCAGCUGCACCCCACCAUGUUCCUGCUGGCCACUAGCGGCAUCGAGGCCGUCGUGCGUCUCUGGAGCCCCAGGCCCGAGGACGGCGGCAGCGAGUCCCGCGUGGUGCAGGAGGCGGGCGCGGCGGCGGCGGCCAACCAGCAGCGCAUGCGCAGCGACCCGUUCGAGGCGAUGCUGCUCAACAUCAGUUUCGCCGGCAGCGGCGACCGCGAGCUGCACUCGCCCGCCUGUCGAGCCACGUAAACUCUGGCUGCAGAUCUCUAUACGGAUUUCCAUUAAGUCAUUUGUAAAUAUAAUAAAUAUCCUAUCGAGCGAUAUCAUUACGGUUAUUAUUGGUUGUUUCGCCGUCUGUGUCGCGCGUGAUUUUCGUUCAACUUGUAUAUUAAUAUUUAUGGUUAAUUUUAAUCUGUAUUUGUAAAUACAAUAGUAUAUUAUCUUAAAAGAAUUACCUGGGAAUUUUCUUAAUUUUCUACGUUUGUGAAGUCUACGUAUUGGGCCAGCGUGGUGGACUAUUACUCUCAUUCUGAGAGGAGACUCGUGCUCAACAGUGAGCCGAAUAUGGGUCGUUAAGGAUGAUGAUGGUAUCUUAGAAGAAACUGACUCCUUGAACCAUUUUUUGGACUAUGUGGGCUCGGAUCACGAAUUGCUGAGUUCAGUCCUUGGUCGGGUUUUAAAACUGAACUUUUCUUUCUUUUUGAAAGACAGUUUUGAUUUGGAUAAGGUGACAGACAUUCGCGUACAUUGUAUGUGUUAAGUGUUAACUAAAAGAGUGUCAGCAAAAUAGAAACAUUUUUAAUUUUUUUUAAUUAUUUAGUUAUGGGAUGCGUGUGUCUUAAAAACCAGUUACCAAAAAGCCGUUGCUUAGCAACCAACCACUCACAGACGGAUUCAUUUAUAAACAUGUUUCUGCUUUGGUAACGCUCCUUGAGUUUUAUACAAACAUGUACCGUGCUGAAUACAAUCGAAGCACUAUUUAAAAUACAAUUAAAGCUAAAGUUUUCACCUUUACUUAUAACAACAUAAAGUUUUAAAAGUGCUUAUAAACUAAGUCACCAUUCGUACGGGCGCUUAUUUAACGGACGUUAAAAAAAGCGUUCAAAUAGAACAAAUGCAUUCCCAACAUUGACGACUUAUAACAAAAGGACACAUAAUCAACAAAUGUAGAAAAUUUCACUUGAAAACUGGUCAAUUUUGCUUUGACAGUUUUAGAAUUAUUUGUAAAAAAAAUACCUAUAGGCCUUUAAAUAUAGUCCAAUAUUCAAUAAAAUCCUAAAAUCAGAGCAAAUUCGACCAUAAGGAUUGAGUUUAAGGUUGAAUUUGUAAAUGCGACUACUUGACUUGAGUGCCAUGAAGUUGUGUUUGGCACUCAUUGAGUGGGGACGUUUUUUGGUCGCUGAUUGUGCAUCCACUUUUUAAUAGGAGAUCGAUGAUUCCCAAGUAUAUGUUCACACGACAGCGUUUUAAAAACGCGACGCUUUUUUUCUGAGCUGUGUUGCACUUGCAAUUUUGUGCGUUGAAAUUAGACCUUCAAUAAACUUCAUACUAUAGUUGAACGCUUUUUUAACGCCCGUUAAAAAAACGCUCGUGCGAAUAUAUAUGAAUGCUUAAAAUAAAUGAAUUUUGAAUUUGAUUGGUGGAACCUACGUUGUAAGUAUAUUUACUUAUACUUUGCAAUAUUUACGAAUACAGGUAGAAUAUUUUGAAAUAUGGUGCCAAGUUGAUUAUUUCUUUUUACGUGUCUUCCCUCCAUAUCUCAUUAAUAUAUUAUUGAGACAUAUAUUUAUUAUUAUUUACGAAAAUAUGAAUAUAGUCCCGAAGAUGUUUCACUUGUUAUUUGUGUUUCUUUAGUACUGAAUUGUAUGUUAUAGGGAUACUAUAAAACUGAGUCCUCGAUUGUGCGGGGACUGAGAGAGGACCGGAAAGUUAAUUAAUUAAGGCUACUUCUAAAGCCAAGUACUUUAAAUAAUGAUAAUAAUUAAUUUACCUAUACAGGGUGCUCGGGAGUAUUUCCCAUAUUUCUGGGGUUAUAUUCUUUAGCGAAUUUUAGUUUUUUUUUUUAAGAAUAUUUUUCAUAUUUUAUUAUAAUAUGACCAAUAUUUCCAUUCCCCUCCAACUAGUCGGGAAAGACUGUGCCAGGAGUGGGUACGACAAUAGACCAACGGGGUGAGGAUUGAACCACCACCCCUCGGCGAUGAAUCCAACCGCUCUUACCGUUGAGCGUUAAUUAGAAAUGUUCAAAAAUUAAUAUUUUCUUCUAUUCUAAAAUUAAUAUUUUCGGGGUAAAUAAUAUUUCUUUUGUAAAUAGAUCUUAAAAUGUAUCCCUUAGACGCAUCCUUAUAAUUAUGACGUAUCCAAGUUUGACGUAUUGUAAAAUGCAAGUAUUGAUAAAGGAGUGUGUUACAUGGAUAGUCGGAAUUAUUUGAAUUACUUUGUAUGAAAACAUAAAGUUUUUAUUUUUUGGUUUGAACACCUUGAAAUUAUGGGAAAUACUCUCGAGCACCCUGUAUAUUUUUUUCUAUUUUGUCUAUGUUUUGUUUGGUCUAAAUGGUUAAUGGGCAUUCUCUAUAUUUGCGAGUUUUUCUAUAAUACAUUAUUAAGUUGUUUAACUUAUUCAAUAAUUAAACAGGUAAUAGUCCUUGGACACAGGAACAAGAGUAAUGACCACUGUACUACUUUGUGCAUACAGUACAAACUUUGUGGAUAUGACAUAAACGCAUAGCGAGUCUAUGUAUCUAUGAAUAUGGGGCCUAUGGGGCCCUUUCCUUCCAAGCCCCUUGGGCACAUCCUAUGAGUAUAACAAUAUACCCCCUGAAAAUUGACUGACAAUGCUACAAGUUGAUUUUAAAUAUCAUAAUUUACAUUUUCUGCAAAAAAAUACUAUUAGAUUUUUAAUAAAAAAAAUUACAAUUUGAAUGACGAUUUUUUUUAUAACUUUAGCAAGCCUAACAUUCAUGCGUGUUAUCGCUUGCACCUCUCGCUUCCUUCUGACGUCUCUGUAUCGCGCAGUCGAGGACUCUGUUAUUAAGUUUGUCUAUAAAAGUUAUGGGUCGAUUUAUAUUGCUCAUGCUCAUUUAGAUAAACUUGAGAUAAAGGUAGUUUGAUACUGUACUAAUAGCUAUUUAGGGUCAUGUAAAGGUGGAUUCAUGCUAUACCAUGUCUGGGCAACAUGAAAGAUCUUUACACAUACAAAUAAGUACACCUUCAUUACAAUAUAUGUGGCGGGAUCUUUUCUGUUUAAAUUUAACGAAAACAUUGUAAAUCGAUUAUAAUCUCUUUUCAUCAAUAGAAUGAAUAUACUUUUUUGUUGUCUAACAGCCCACGUUAGGUUUAUAUAAGCCAGACAUAGUACAGCAUGAUUCCUAGUUUUAAAAUCUAUUCAGACGUCAGGGGUGAAACCCACUAUGUACUUUGUUGAUGAAUAUAUAUUUUUUAAUUUUCCGGGCGAUUUCAGUCAUUCAUUAUGCAAACUCUAAAACUGUUUGGGAAAAAAGCAGUAGAAAGUUGGAUCAACAAUUUGUUACUGCAUAAUGCUUACCAGUGUGAAAAACUUAACGUCACAGCACAUCCCUGACAAAUUUCACAUGGACACCCUGACUGUGAUAUGUCUGAAUAGACUCUAAGCUGUUUUUAACAUUUUUAUUUUAAUGUGUUUUUUUAUUACUUAAGACAAUAGGGUGUUUAAAUAAACGAAGUGUUUAUAAACAAACUUCAUAUGAGUAUAGUCUGGCAAGUUCGUUGAUGACACUCGCAUGAUAUGCGGGUGACGGGGGCAAAGACAGCGUGGGUGUGAAAUCGUGCGUGCGGGGAAAUGACGUGUAUCAGUCGUGGGCUCAUUCAUGGCUACACGCCCCCCGGCCCGCGCGGUCCAUCGGGAGUGUUACGAACGAAGUUGCCAAGCUAUAGCUGUCCUUGUCUGCGCGGUACCUACAGCGGAUAUGACGACAGAGAGGAGCGACAGAGGAGCGGGCGGCAGACGCACGAUUAAGGCUUUAAACUCACUAAACCGUCUAAUCUACCUGUCUGGGGAGUAAUGGGAUAUUUGCAAAAAAAUCCUACUGGGUCGCCAGUUCCGUGUUACAGUAGCAUAGUAGGAGAGGUACAAGACAAGUUCUCAACUUGACUCAAAUCAUCAUCGGCUAUUAGGCAUCCACUGCUGGACAUAGGCCUUUAAGUUGCGCCAGACCGCUCUACCGUUCCGUACUGACCGUUCCGGAUCACACAAAAAGACAAACAUAGAACCCUCAUAGCUCUCUUCAUAGCACGCUGAACGACUUGAAGUUUGUGGACUCCACAAAUUCUAAGUUGACUCAAAUACUUACCCAAAAAUGUCUACCAGCUCUCGGACUCGAAGUGACGUAAGGACGCAUCGUAUCAUACGGAUUUUUAAUUAAUUUUACGGUAGACAAAAUCCGUUCGAUGCGAUCCGUACGAUGCGGAUCCAUGGACGUACUUGUAUGAAUUUCAAUACAAAGAAUACUGAAAUCCGUUUUAUGCGGUGCGUCCGAUACGUAUGAUGUGGAUCAGUGUCGGAAGCGAUAGAUGAGUUUUGCCAAUAAUUUACUCAUUGAUGAUGUCGCCGGUGGCUCCCCCUCCUCUCUGACGUCAUAGAACAUACCCCGCGUCCCUGUACGGUGCUCCUUGCCGGACGAGGACUGAUGAGUUAAGCAGUUUGGCUAUAAUAUAAAUAUAUAAUAUAUUUUAGUUGUUAUGCAAUAGUACUGGCAGUCUUAAUAUUCUUAUUGUCAGAUGUUUGUUUUUGUUUAGUUUCUUUUAAAUGUUUUAUAAAUGUAAAUAUUAUUAUAUGGUAAUUAGUAUAUUAAUGCCGGCGUAUAUUUGACGAGGUUUUGUUACUGCUACUAUCAAAUCAUUAUUAACAUUGCUUGCGUUGAAAUAAAGUCGAAAAUUAAUUAUCAACUAUGCUCAUGUCUCUUCAGGCGAAAUUAGUUGUAAUAAUAUUUGUUUAAUAUUUCAACUUCUGUAGGCUUACAAUAUGUGCCACGACUUAUCUUGAAGUGAAAUAGAAAUAGUCGAUCAAUAGCGGCUAAACCUUAAAUAUCGCUCUCUCUUUCGUCCCAUCGCAAAAGAAGAAAACGAUAUUUUCAGUUUAGCGCUAUUGGUCGACAAUAUGUCAUUUAGUCGUCACGGAUGUUAUUAAAAGUUUACUGCGCUUUGUCAAAUAUGCACCGGCUCUUAGGGUCAACACUGCGUGGAGGAGUGACUCGGUCUAAGUUGACCCUAAAAGUACAUUAAUGGAACAUUUUUGUAAUAUUAAUAGACAAAUAAUAAUUAUUAUAUUAAAAAAAGUAACGUUUUCCCGUUGAUAAUUCUUGCAGCAAUAUAUUUAAAAGGAGAUUGUUUAAUGCAGUCUUCCAAAUUGCCUGUGUGGAAUUUUGUGUUUUUUCGUCUUGAGUUGAGUUGAGACAGGCUGUGUUAUGUUUUGCUAUAGUUUAUUUAUCCUUUUCUUGUUUGCCAAAGCUCGUAGUACAGUAUUGGUUACCAAUGCUUGCCGAGACCGUCAGACAAGCUUAAGAUGCGCAUCAAGACACUCGUAUUUCGAGAAGAGGGAAAAACCGACCAAUAGCGGCCAAUUUAAAAUAUCGCUCUCUCUUUCAUCCCAUCGAAGUGAGCUUUAGUAGUGGACAGUUGUCUUUAUAUCGUCUCGACAUAAUCGACGUGAUGCGCAUCUAGGCCUGCAGGCUAAUUCACUAACUUUGACGUUUACGACAUUGAGAUUUUAUGUAACAAAUGUCAUCUGUAUAUCAUUAUGAUAUCCACGAAGGGUGAUAUUUUUUUUUUUUUUUUUAAAAAGAAUAUUUGUCAUAUCUUUUAUAAUAUGACCAAUAUUCCCAUUGCCCUCCAACUAGUCGGGAAAGACUGCUAGGAGUGGGUACGACAAUAGACCAACGGAGCGAGGAACGAACCACCACCCUUCGGUGAUGAGUCAGACCGCUCUUACCGUUGAGCUAUUGAGGCUAUAUAUAUAUAUUAAUCAUACAGUAGGUAGAUGACAUUUCUGAGUUGAUUUGUUGUUUAUUUUAAUAGGUUGUUAAUAAAUACCAAAUCAGCCACUGUUACAAAUGGUCAUUAACAAUGUUAGCUUUCAUUUCACACCAUAUCUACCCUUCACUAGGACGGAUGCAUGCAACCAUCUCCUUUUAAUUAUUUACAAUCCAAUAUUCGAAGUUUUUAAAGUCUCUGCACUCGCGGUACAUUGGUAAAAACGUUCGCUGUAUGUUUUUUUUUAUCGACUGUGUACAAAUUAGCAAAACCACAAACACAGGAGUGUAGUUAAGCUACUUUAUACUCGUCGAUGUAAUAUUCGCUUAUAACGAGUUUUAGUAGAAUUUGAAUUUUAUUUCUAUGGGAUGGCAAAUAUAAAAAUGUCUUUAAGAACGCCAUGGAAAUGAGCGAUGUCACAUCGCUGUAACUUUACAGAAUGCCGGUUUGAGAAAAAAUUACGCGACUUAUACAGUAAAGCCAGCGCUAGUGUAAAGGGACUUUUAAAACCUGCAGUUAGUACAGUCAAAGUAGAAAUUUAUUUAUUCACCAAACAAAAACCAUAUUAAUGUUAACAGAAUUAAAUUAAAAUUAAAAUAAAACAAGUGAGAAAGUAAAAUAGGUAUUUUAAUAUAUUGUAUAGCGUAUAGUUGGCACGUUUAGAAUUAAAGUGACCUAAAACAAAAUUUACAGUUAUUCGAUCAUUGGCAGGUUUGAAAGAGAUCUAAGUAAACUUUUUAUCCUUUAGUCUUAUACAUUGUUUUAGGUCAUUUUAAGUGAGUGCAGAAUUGAGUCUGAGACCUUAAAUAAAUGGAUAUAAAAUAAAUACAAAAAAAAACUAAUCAUAACGAUAUGAUAAUAAAAAUCUUAGCUUGUAAACCAUUUAAACUGCUAUGAUAGUAAAACAUAUUACGUCAUUAUAUGUAGAUGUAUGCGUAUAUUUUAUAUUAUGAAAACGUACGGCCGAGCGCUUAAUUUGUACAGCAACGUGUGGUAUAGAUUAUAGUUAAAUGCAUUUUUUGGUCCUAAGUAUGGGCGUAAGAUUAUAAACAUGAUUUCGCUUGUCAAAGACGUCAUGAGAAAAACAAUAUGGCGGACUUGACGAAGAAAAUUAAAUAUGUAUAUUACAAAUUAAAUCGUAAUUAACAAACCAAAAACGGGUAACUGUUAUUCUGUCUGGUGGUACGAUUUAUGUAUAGAAAUUAUUACAUUUGGUUUCUCUUUUUUUUCAUUUACAUGAGUUGUGCCUUUUUUAUUGGAUGUUGUUACAUUCUGACAUUUAGUUUUUGUCUCUGUCAGUUUAUUUAUGUCAUUAAUACUUGGAUUGCUUCGUCACGUAUUUGCGUUUGCGUAUAGUUAUUCCUGUAAUUUAAAUUCUACAGUUCCUUAAAAUGACAUUGAGGAAUAUUGAAUAUAGUGUGUUGUGUAUGUGAUGAAGUAAAAAUAAGGAAUGUGCCUCAUACAGUACAUGUCAUGUCACAUUUUAGUAUAUAGUUAAUAAGAAAAAAUAUCAUGUAUUUUUUCUUAGAAGAAGAGAGAAAUAGAGUUUUCGGUGCCAAAAUGCUCUUUAACCGUGACAGCUUUAUUUACUACCGAAAUCGUUGUAAGUAAAAACCAUUAAUAUUUCCAUUAUAAGUAGUAAAAUAAUAACAGUGUUCGUUAUAUGUUUUUGGGUUGGAGUAAAAAAAAUCUAUUUCUUUUCGAUAGACGAUCGACAUCUUGUAAAGUAUUGAUUAAUAAAUUCAAAGAUUUUCAGCUCUUUGUCAAAGUGACAAUUAUUAUUUUGCUGUUUUCGUUUGGUUCAUUCAGUUAUGAGUUACAGAGUGCUAAAAAUGAUAGUCAACAAGCACGUAGAGCCGUAGAGUACUGCGCCUGAACUCUCACUGGUCAUGUCGGUCUGCUACCCAUGACUAUGAGAGUGAGGGAAUAGAGAGUGCACCUGUGCUUGCGCACACGCUUGUACACUAUAAUGUCUCCUGCGUACAUGAAAUUAGCCACUGUGGUCAAAAACCUUCGGUCGGGAACAUUGUCUCUUUCUCUAAAUGCUUUGGUUAAGCAAGGGUAAGCUCAAAGCUUCGAAUCCUCAAUAGCUCAACGGUAAUAGCGUUCGAACUCAUCAACGGAGGGGUGGUGGUUCGAUCCCCGCCCCGUGGGUCUAUUGUCGUACCCAUUCUUGGUACAGUCUUUCCAGAUUGUCAUAUUUAGAAAAUAUGGCAAAUAUUCUUUUUUAAUAAAAAAAAGUGCUCAACGAGUUGCAAAUCUGAAGUGGCAAUGGGCGGGGCAUAUAAUUCGAAGCGCCGAUGGAUUAGGGUCCAAAAGUGCGACCCCGCACUAGAAAGCGCAGUGUUCGACCAUGAUGAUGUGAUGAUGAGGAUGAUGAAUAAAAAAAAAUCCUCUGUUAAAUAUAAAAUCCUAUCAUAUAGAGGAAUGGCCUUUAGUGGAGUAUUGAAGAUAGACUGUUAUUGAUGACAAUGAUGUGUGUAUCUACCACUUUUAGUGAGAACAAUUAUAAAUAAUAUUGUUUUUGUGAUAUAUGACCUUGUGCGCUCGGCUGUACUGUACGUUAGGAUAGGUAAAGCCGGAUUUACAUUUGUCUGACGUGUCGUGUUGUGUUGAUUAGAACAGAAUCGGUUUCAUACACUUUGUAUGCGGCAUAUCAGUGUGCCUAGUGGGAGUUUUCAAUGUUUUCCAUACUGUUACUACCGCGUUAACGUAAACGCGUAUUUAUAUGGACUUGAAACAGAUGUGCAGUAGUGCCACUAGAUGGCGCUGUUUCAAUUCCUUAGAAAUUACUAGGCCCUCAGAAGCUACCAGGACAUGUCAUAUUUAAAACGUUGGCAUAUAAAAUGUAUGAUACCGAUUCUGUUCUGAUGCGUCACGACACGACACGUCAGACAAAUGUAAAUCCGGCUUAAGGGUGCAUUCACAUCUGCCGUAAAGUCAGCCGCUGACUGUGAGCCGGUAUUCGCUUUUUAGUUUUCUACACGUAUUGAAGUUGUCAUUCAUAUCAAGACAAUGAAGGCAAAAAUCAGCUACAAUUUCUGAUUUCGUUGAGGUUUUGACGGCCUCCUUGACGCAGUGGUCGGUGGAUUUACACGGAGGUCCUUGGCUCGAUCCCCAGCUGGGCCGAUUGAGGUUUUCUUAAUUGGUCCAGUUCUGGUUGGUGGGAGGCUUCCGCCGUGGCUAGUUACCGGCAAAGACGUAUCUCCAAGCGAUUUAGCGUUCUGGAACGAUGCCGUGUAGAAACCGAAAGGGGUGUGAAUUUUCAAUCCUACUAACAAGUUAGCCCGCUUCAGUCCUAGAUUGCAUCAUCACUUACCUUCAGGUGAGAUUGUAGUCAAGGGCGAAAUUGCGCACAACGCUGCGCCACGGAGAGUCCAGCCCCCCAACGGUCCUAAUAUAAAACUUACGAGUUUUUUUUAUAUAUCUUCGGCAUAACAUGGCGUUGUCCUCGGAAGCUACUCGCCACUCUCUCUGUUUUGUGGCAACCCUUUGAAAAACACUUGACGAUAAGCUUUAAGCUCAGAUCAAUUACCUUCUAUAGGACCUGCCUCGCUAGAGGCCCUCUGUCAAAAACUAUACGAGCAUGAUCUAACGAGU
Molecule: messenger RNA, 11605 nt
Organism: Bicyclus anynana (squinting bush brown)
Lineage: Eukaryota; Metazoa; Arthropoda; Insecta; Lepidoptera; Nymphalidae
Gene: adp
Product: WD and tetratricopeptide repeats protein 1
Exons: 13
Coding region: 266-2251 (661 amino acids)
Biological process (GO): negative regulation of fatty acid biosynthetic process
Cellular component (GO): cytoplasm; Cul4-RING E3 ubiquitin ligase complex
Molecular function (GO): protein binding
Source: RefSeq, a predicted model, not a curated record